Messenger RNA from Caenorhabditis briggsae, 585 nucleotides. Lineage: Eukaryota; Metazoa; Nematoda; Chromadorea; Rhabditida; Rhabditidae. Bases 1 to 585 code for a protein of 194 amino acids. The transcript has 4 exons. The record is from RefSeq and is a predicted model, not a curated record.
AUGCUUCUUCACCGUAAUCGAAUGGUGAGAUCUUCGAAAGCUCGUCGUGAGACUUCGAAAGCUCGUCGUGAGAAUCUGUUCGAACUUCUCACGAAGGCGUCCGAUGUGAUUUUUCUUCAAUGGAAAUCGAUUGUCCCACAUCAACGUGGAUUUCUAGCUGAUGUAAGCGACAUGAAUGGGACCGUCCGUUCUCGGAAUCCUAGUUUCAAUUUCAACUACAUUUCGCCUGUCUCCACAGAAAGGUCUCGUCGAUCGGCUGUUUCAUUGAAACCACUCAACAAUACAAUUGAUUUUGAUGCGGAUGUUUCUUCGAUUCUGGAAGUUCCUCCAUGCUCCUCUCGUACAAGAUCUCAUGCUAUUGCGGGCGAAGAUGAAAAUCACUCGAUCAUUGUGAUGAAUGACGAUGGAAUGCGAACAACAAGAGCUUAUAACAUGACAAUCGAUUUAACUGCUUCUGAUGAAAAACCAGCCAGUUUGAACUUGUGGAAUUUGAAACUUCGUCCAGGAAGCAACCGAAAAAUCGACAACAAGAUUCGAAAGGAGAUCCAGAGACAAUUGGCUCGUGAGAACCCUUCGGAUCUUUAG